Molecule: messenger RNA, 1530 nt
Organism: Iphiclides podalirius (scarce swallowtail)
Lineage: Eukaryota; Metazoa; Arthropoda; Insecta; Lepidoptera; Papilionidae
Source: the annotation of a GenBank genome assembly
AUGUUGACAGCGAUUGCUGAUGUUAAGGUCUUAUCAAAUGAUGGGUUACCUGAAAAAAUCUGUCAUAAAUGUUGUACUUCAUUAGAGAAAGCAUACCUGCUGAAAACUGUGGCAGAAAGAACUGAUAAAAAAUUGCGUACAAUCUUAUCAAAUGCAAUUCAACAUGUCCCGACAAAAAAAAUUGCAUUUGAUUCCUUUACUGAUAUCAAAAGUGAAAUUGGACCACUAUCUGUGAAAUCUGAACCAAAAUGGGAAAUGGAAAUAGAUGUGGAAGAAAAUGCUAAUAAAAAUAUUGAAACAAUGGAAGGAAAGGAUAUAGUAAUAGCAAAUACUGUUAUAAGAAAAGUAGAUCCAGAUAAUGAAGAAGAGAGGUUUGAUACUGUCAUUGAUGACAGAGUAGAUAUAAGUUGGAAGCCUUCAAAGACUCAAAGCGAUAAUGAUGAAGAUGAUAUUGAAUAUUUAGAGGAUGCAUAUCAUGAUGACGAUGAUGAUGAUUAUAUACCACCAACUGAGAAAAAUAAGUCAAAAUUCAAGAAACCAAAAUUAUGUGAUAUUAAAGUUUUUAAAGGUAAGAAGACAGUGGUAAGAAAAGUUAAAGUAAUAAAGAAACACAUGGAUGAUUUGGAAGAAAAUGGUAGCAAAAGUGAUGAGGUCAAACCAAAGUCUACAACAAUUACGUGUUAUCCAAUAUUGAAAAAUGGCUCCAGAGGUCCACCAAUACUAUUAAAAAGACCCAAAGAUGCAACAGUACUUAAAGUUCACCCAAAUUACAAAUCAAGAAGUCCAAGCAACUCGAUUGAUGGUAAUAGAAUAGUCCGAAGGGAAAAAUCGGUUCGAUUAGUCAGAAAUGCAAAACCGGAAACAAGAAAAAGAGAAAAGCUUGUAUGUCCUGUUUGUGGUAUACUUACUUAUACACUUGGAAAUCACAUUGCUACUCAUGAAGAAAAGAAAAAAUUCACUUGUACCCAAUGUCCCAGAUCAUUUGUACAAAGAAGUAAUUUACAUGUGCAUAUGAAGCAACACUCAGGAAUAAAGGAUCACAUUUGUGAAGUUUGUGGUGCUGGUUUCUAUACACAGAAAUCUUUAGUUAGACACAACCUGAUCCAUAAGGGUGACAGACCCUUCUCCUGCAAUUUAUGCACAAAGAAGUUUAUUGCUCGUUGCGAUUUGAACCGCCACCUGCGCAUUCACGCGGGCUAUAAGCCGUUCAAGUGCUCGAACUGCCCGAUGUCGUUCAACGCGAAACACCAGUUGCAAAACCACGAGCGUAUGCACACCGGGGAGCGGCCCUACUCGUGCCAGGUCUGCAAUGUGGCGUUCAGCUACAAAGUGAACUUAAAUAACCACGUGCUAAAGGCGCAUGGGCUCAAUCUUAAGUUCAAAUCAAUUCACACGGUGACAGAAGAGGUGCUAAGAAGGGAGAUGGGAAUGGUGAAUGAGACUCGUGUCGCCAUAGCACAUAUAAUGCCGCAUCUCAACGACGUGCCGACCCCCGCAGCUCAUGAAACUGUUCAUCAUACCACAGAGUAC